Loxodonta africana (African savanna elephant) is the source of this 3157-nucleotide messenger RNA. Its product is annotated as disintegrin and metalloproteinase domain-containing protein 2. The transcript has 21 exons. Gene Ontology annotation, molecular function: metalloendopeptidase activity. Bases 1 to 2751 code for a protein of 916 amino acids. Gene Ontology annotation, biological process: male gonad development; cell adhesion; binding of sperm to zona pellucida. NCBI's taxonomy places the organism in Eukaryota, Metazoa, Chordata, Mammalia, Proboscidea, Elephantidae. The record is from RefSeq and is a predicted model, not a curated record. Gene Ontology annotation, cellular component: plasma membrane.
AUGGGGAAGGAAGAAAUAAAUCUGUUGUUAUUCACAAAUGCCAUGAUUGUCUACGCAGAUAGUCCAAAGGAAUACACAAAAUACCUACUAGAAACAACAUGGGAUUUAGAAAGUUCCUGGCACACGAAGUCAAUAACUCAAAGCGGCAUCACACGAGUGGACGCCAAGACAGCCCACAUUCAACAGAGCACACCACCAACCCUCUCAGCCCACCUCCCUGUCACAGUCGCUUGCGUCUGCAGAGUGCGCAGUCACACAGUCUUCCCGCGCGACCAACUGCUCCCUAGUCUAGCCAACUGCCAUUAUUCGGGCGGGAAGCCAGGAGGUCAAACCAUGCUGAGCCUCCUACUUCUUCUGCUCAUUGGGCUCAGUGGGCUCCAGACAGACCACUGUAAGUUGGAAAAGCCCUCCCCUGUUCUUCGGGGACUUGUCAGCUGUCAACGUGCAAGCCCGAGCCCACCCAACCAUGCGCCUUCCCCAACCAAAAUUCACCUUGGAAUGGGCAAGGGGGCGGAGGAGGCCCGACAUGACCUGGGAAAAAUGGGCCCCCCCUGGACUCUGGUGAAAGCCUCAAAGCUAGAGUUUCAGACGCUGCUUUGCCUUUCUAACUGUGAUCCUGAAAAACUACGGGUACAAAUCACAGUUCCGGAGAAAAUACGGUCAAAAAUAAGCGAGGGAGUUGAAUCACAGGAAGGGGAAACAGCUAGUACAAAUAUCCUGAGGAAGAAUUUUUUACCUCAGGAUUUUAGAGUUUAUGGUUAUAAUGGCACAGGAAGUAUGAAACCUCUUGAACCAAAUUUUCAGAAUCUCUGCAAUUACCAAGGGUUUAUUGAAGGUUUUCCAAAUUCUGUGGUGAUUGUAAGCACAUGCACUGGACUCAGGGGUUUACUGCAAUUUGAAAAUGUCAGUUAUGGAAUUGAACCCCUGGAGUCUUCCAUUGGAUUUGAACAUGUGAUUUAUCAAGUCAAACAUAAGAAUGCAGGUGUUUCUUUAUAUGCUGAGAAGGAUAUUGACUCAAGAGAUAUGCCCUAUAAAAUACAAAGUAUAGAGCCAGUAUCAGAUUUCUCUCGGUUUAUAGAAAUGCAUGUUGUAGUUGAAAAAAAUUUGUUUGAUCACAUGGGCUCUGACACAGCUAUUGUCACUGAAAAAAUUUUCCAGUUGAUUGGGUUGAUCAAUGCUAUUUUUACUUCAUUUAAUGUUACAGUAAUUCUGUCUUCAUUGGAGCUUUGGAUAGAUGAAAAUAAAAUUUCGACUGCUGGAGAUGCUAAUGAGUUAUUACACAGAUUUUUAACGUGGAAAAGAUCUUAUCUUGUUUUGCGUCCACAUGACGUGGCAUUUUUACUCGUUUACAGAGAAAACUCAGAUUAUGUUGGUGCGACCUUUCAAGGGAAGAUGUGUGAUAGCAAGUACGGAGGAGGUGUUGCUCUGCACCCCAAAACUAUAAGUCUGGAAUCACUUGCAGUUAUUAUAGUUCAAUUACUGAGCCUGAGUAUGGGGAUACCUUAUGAUGACAGCUCGAGAUGUCAGUGCUCAGGAGCUGUCUGCAUAAUGAGCCCGGAAGCAAUUCUUACCAGUGGCAUGAAGAUCUUUAGUAACUGCAGCAUGGAGGAUUUUGCACGUUUUAUGUCAGAGCCUAAGUCCCAGUGUCUUCAAAAUCAGCCACACUUAGGUCCAUCCUACAAGGUGGCAGUUUGUGGUAAUGGAGAAGUGGAACAAGGAGAGCAAUGUGACUGUGGGUCUGCAGAGGAUUGUGCUGCCCAGUCAACACCAUGCUGUAGUAGUGGCACUUGUACACUGACACCAGGGUCACAGUGUGCUCAUGGAGAGUGCUGUCAUAAUUGUAAUUUUAAGGUAAAAGGAGAAGUGUGUAGGUCUGCCAUGGAUGAAUGUGAUCUAAAUGAAUAUUGCAAUGGAUCAUCUGCAGCAUGCCAAGAAGAUCUUUUUAUUCAGAAUGGACAUCCAUGUGGAGGGAAUCAAUGGAUCUGUCUGGACGGAAAAUGUAUGGAUGGGAUGAAACAAUGUAGCAGUAUAUUUGGUGAAGGUACAGGAUUUGGUUCUCAAGAAUGUUAUACUGAAAUUAAUUCUAGGGCUGAUCGAAGUGGAAAUUGUGGUUUAACGCCUGGUGGAUACACAGCUUGUAAAUCUAAAGAUCUGCAAUGUGGAAAAUUAAUAUGUGAUUACAAAAGAGAUACAAUAUUUAAAACCCGUGAAGCCAUUGCUCUUUAUAGCAACGUACGAGGGCGUACCUGUGUCACCUUGGAGUAUUCCAGUGAUCACCCUAAGAGCCAACUUAUGUGGGUAAAAGAAGGAACUAUUUGUGGUCAAAAUAAGGUUUGCAAGAAUAAGGAAUGUGUAGAUUCCACAUACUUGAAUUAUGACUGUACUCCAGAGAAAUGCAAUAGCCAGGGUGUAUGCAAUAAUAAAAAGAACUGUCAUUGUAACCCUACCUAUCUACCUCCAAAUUGCCAAUAUGCACAUGAAUCAUGGAUAGGAGGCAGUGUUGACAGUGGAAAUUUUCCACCUACUAUACCCGGCCUCACUGGCAGGAGCUACAUUGAAUUUGAUUACCACGCCAAACCUACGAAAUGGCCAUUUUUCUUGCUCAUUCCCUUUUUCAUUGUUCUCUGCGUACUGAUUGCUGCACUGGUAAAAGUUAAUAUUCAAAGAAAAAAAUGGAGAUCAGAGGACUAUACAAGUGAUGAGCAACUUGAAAGUGACAGUGAACCCAAGGAAACAACAGAGAAUCCAUGAUAUCAAAGUGAGUGUCAAAUAAUUUAAGGGAGACACAGAGGAAGAGGGAGCGAAUGAGAAUUUAAUGCAUUAAAUAAAUAUAAAUAAUAUAUAUUAAAUGACAAUUGUCAUGUAGCUACAUAUCACAACAAGAAAAUAAACUCAAGAAUAUUUUCAAUAUUGAAAGUUUUAUCAUAGAGAAUGUAAAACUAUAGUUAACGUUUCAUUUUUCAUAUGCUAAGUUUUUUAAAUGUCUUGCGGUAUCUUUUAAUUUUUUUCUAAUAAAGUUUAAGCCUUUAACAUUUGUGUAUUAGCAAAACGUCUGUUAAAAAAAAAUACAUAAUAGUUUAUUUCACAAUAAUUUUAUGACCUUCAUGCUAUUUGUUGAUUUAACCAUAACUUAACAUGAUUCGUCAUACAGGUGACU